Molecule: messenger RNA, 827 nt
Organism: Triticum urartu
Lineage: Eukaryota; Viridiplantae; Streptophyta; Magnoliopsida; Poales; Poaceae
Product: NDR1/HIN1-like protein 26
Biological process (GO): defense response to other organism
Cellular component (GO): plasma membrane; plasmodesma
Source: RefSeq, a predicted model, not a curated record
GCGCCAAAACGGCAACCAUAAAGCUCCGGGCAAGGCACCAAAGUCCGGCGCAACGAACGGCAAUUCGAUGGAGUCCUCGAAGAAGAACCUCUGCGAGAUCCACCGCGGCGACGGACGCCGCAGGCGCGCCCUCGCCGCCUCCCUCCUCGCCACCGCGGUCUUCGCGGCCAUCAUCGCGCUCGCGCUCUUCCUCGUCUACCGCCCCAUGAAGCCGCAGGCCACCGUGGCGCGCGCCGGCGUGUACCGCCUCGUGAGCGCCGCGGCCGCCAACGGCACCAACAACUCGGCGGCGACGCCCUACGCGCUCUCCGCCACCGUGCAGUUCACGCUGCUGCUGCACAACCCCAGCGACCGCACCGCCGUGGUCUACGACCGGCUGCUCGCCUACGUGACGUACCGCGGCGAGAUGGUGGCCCCGCCGGCGCAGCUCCCGCUGGUGCUCCAGGACCCCGGCGCCGACGUGGCGAUGUCGCCGCUGCUGGGAGGAGGCGACGGGGGCGCCCCCGUGCCGGUGUCGGCGGACGCGGUGGACGCGCUGCACGCGGACUGCGUGGCGGGGCGCGUGCAGCUCCGGCUCGUCGUCAUGGGCCGGGUCAGGUACAGGUCCGGGCCCUUCAAGAGCGCGUGGCGCGACCUGUACGUGCGGUGCGACGCCAUCCUCGGCCUGACCGCGCAGGCAGCCGCCGGAGGCGGCGGCGCCGGGGACGUGCCGCUGCUCGAGUACCCGAAGUGCGCCGUGGACGCCUGAGUUUGUUUCGCGCCAGAUCUGGCAAGUUUGGGUGGGCAAUAACAGAAUAAUGAGCUGAGGAACAAAGCAUAAUGUUUCU